Oryza sativa Japonica Group (Japanese rice) is the source of this 2804-nucleotide messenger RNA. Lineage: Eukaryota; Viridiplantae; Streptophyta; Magnoliopsida; Poales; Poaceae. The record is from RefSeq and is a predicted model, not a curated record.
GAGAUCAGCGGCACUGGUUCUUGGCAACAACUGGUGUACUAUAUACAUGGAUGUGCAACCCGCAAGAACCAUGCGGAAUCUCCCAGAUACACUGUCAUCCCUCAUGGGGUUCAACAAGCACCUCACGCCUAGUUGGAUUGAAUCAGUGUCUCACAUCAUUGAUGGGUUGUCACCUACCAAGCCACAAAUGAAAGUAAUGGUUGAGAAGGAUGAAAAUAUCAGUGAUGACAAUACAGAAUCAGAGGCUAAAGUUCAAAAAAUUCAAGAUGAACUGGUUUCACUGAAUGCUCAACUAAAGCAGAUAACACUGCAGAGGAGAGAGGCACUAAAUAACUACUUGGAUUUGAAAGGAAAUAUAAGGGUGUUUUGCCGUAUAAGGCCUUUUCAUCAUGAAGAAAGUUACAGUUCAAGAAAUCUGUUCACUCUGGAUGAGAGCAAUGUUUUUCUGAAAGUUGCUGAAACCAAGAGAAAACAAUACAAGUUUGAUAAGGUUUUCGAUCAAUUCUCAACACAAGGUGAUGUAUUUUCCGAAGUUGAACCAGUGAUAAAAUCUGCUUUAGAUGGCUACAAUGUUUGCAUAUUUGCCUACGGUCAAACAGGUAGUGGAAAAACUUAUACAAUGGAAGGCAAGCCUACAAAUUUGGGUGUCAUACCACGUGGGAUUCAAACACUGUUCAACCAAGCUUCAGAAUGCAACAAUAGGUUUCUGUUCACUUUCAGUAUGCUUGAGAUAUAUAUGGGGAACAUACGAGAUCUACUAGCCCCAAGAAGCAAGACUAACGGGAUUAAGAAUGUACCAAGCCUCUCCAUUAAAUCAGACCCUGAUGGUGGCAUUGAGAUUGAAGAUCUGGUAGCAGUUACUGUGAAUAGUUUUCAAGAAGUGAAAAGAUUGUAUGAAAUGGGGACCCGUCUUAGAUCAACAGCUUCCACUAUGGCAAAUUCUACUUCAAGCAGAUCUCACUGUUUGAUUCGCAUCUCAUUGACUUCCUUGAAUGCAACUGAGAGAAGAAAAGCAACAAGUAAAUUGUGGAUGAUUGAUCUAGGUGGGAGUGAAAGACUUGUAAAGACAAAAGCAACUGGGAAAAGGCUCAAGGAAGGGAAAGCCAUAAAUUUGUCGUUGUCAGCCCUAGGCGAUGUGAUUGACGCACUACAGACUAAAAAACCCCAUGUCCCUUACAGAAAUAGUAAGCUUACACAAGUACUGAGAGAUUCUCUAGGAUGUGAAUCCAAAACAUUGAUGCUUGUCCAUAUCAGCCCAGAUGAGGGUGAUUUGUGUGAGACAAUUUGCACCUUGGGUUUUGCAACAAGAGUGAGAAGUAUUCGCCUGGAAAGUGAAGAACCACCAGAGAUGAAAGCAAGGAAGGAAACAUUAUUAAUAGAUUUAGGACAGAAGGUCAAUGAUUUGGAACAUGAAUGUGAAGAUAUUAGAAGAAAAAUUAAGAAUCUCGAGGAGAGUAUGGAGCAUUUGACAGGACCUCAGCCAACUAUUUACUCUAAUUUUGACAUGUCACAUCUAUCCAGUGAAGAACUGAAAACAGAUGUAUCAAGUAAUGUGAGGAAUUCAAAGAAUCGCAGAGAAGCCUCUUCCAGGUUACCAAGGUUCAUGAAGCCAACUGCUUCUAGCCAGCACAGGAUAGGCUUAAAUAAUCGCACUCCCAUUAUUAACAGGCUAAAACCACCAGUACCACCAAGGAGGCGGCCUUCCUCAGUUUAUGCUGAGUCUGUAAUGGUCCCAGUAAAUGCUGCCCCUUGGCAAUCAGAAUGCAGCUCCGAAUGCAGUAUGUCCUUAACAAGUGACAUGAAUUGGACACCAAGCAUACGAGAUGGAACUGAAUGUAGCCAGGAUGCAUCAGAAUACGAGAUUAAACAGGUGAUUUUCUCAGAACAUGAGAAAUCAUCGCAUGAUCAAGUGACCUGCUACACAGAUUAUCCACUUGCAGAAUCUAGAGAUAUACAGAUUAAAAUCGAAGAGAAGGGAAUUGUAGACAUUGACAAUUGGCUCCACCAACAAAUCGUUGAGAAGACUAGCACAUUUCGAAGCAAAAUGGUGCUUGAUAUUCCCGGAGUAACUGAAGCUGAAAUCCAUGUUUCUAGUAUUCCUUCACCAACUACUAUGGCAUGCACUAAAGAAGAUAGCCAGGUAAAGGAUGAAGUAAUGGGCCUAACCCUUCAAUCCUCAACAGACUAUGUCGAGGAUAUAAAGCAAAGCAAGACUGAUAAUCAAUUCACAGCAAAAGAAUUAUGCACUCCACCAUUUAAAGAAUUUAGCAGCAACAAUGAAGUGAAGGGACAUAAAAACGAACAUCCUGUGUACCAUGGGAGACCCAGAAGGUCACUACAGGAAGAACUGGAAAAUUGCACGCUAGAGAAGCCAAACAUGGACUCAAAAUCUCACAGGUCACAUGAUGAUAAACACAAAACAGGGAAGUUCACAAAGUUCUUUCAAGCUCUUCAAACAGCAUGGAUUGGUGCUCUUCUAGCACUGGGAACUGUAAGCAUUGGAUUAGAGCAUGGCUUCUUUCAGAGUUUGACACUCUAAAGUACCUAGAAUCUCAUCACUUUGAGAUAUAGUAUUGAAUUUUAAGAGAAACUACUACAGGAAGUAAUGCUCUCGGUGUAUAUUGUACCACGAGCACACAAUGAAAUAUGUCCAGCCAGUACCACAAUUGCAGGUGAACUGUUGAUUGAUGCUAAAAGAGCUCCUUUGAUUUCUGAUGAAUUCUUUCAGAAAGCCAAAAAAAUUGGGGUAUUUGAGUAAGAAUGAAGGAAUGAUCAUACAAGAAAAUUGGCAUCAUUCAAUCAUA